AUGGGAGUCAAGGAACCCACCGAGCCGUUACCACCGCAGCACGAUCUGGUCGGCCCGCGCACUGCCUCGAUCGUCUUACAUAACGCUGCUGUACCGUUCAAAGCGCAUGCUAUGAUCACAUCAGGUUUCGUUGUGUUUAACUCAGUCGCUGGCGGCAUCGAGAGCAUGGGGGAGGAGCUUUGCCACCGUAAGCACAUCGUCAGGCUCCAGGAGAAGGCGAGAAACGGGGUUCGGGGCGAGAUACGCUUCAUUGAGCGCAUUUGCGGAGCUUCAUUAAGGUCUAAAGAAGCUCAAGCAGGUGGGAGCUCUGCAGGUGACGAUGGCGGCCGGGGUGGCGGAUGCCAUUCCAAGCAGAUCAAGGAGGAGCAAAUCCGGCAGAUGACCGGUAACGGGUUGAUGGAGGUUGAUGGAGGUCCAAGUGUAUUCCGGUCGGAUGUAUUCGAGCCGCGAACAGGUAGGCAGAUGCAGAUUGUAUGCUCGACCGCACUGGAUGGUAAGAAAUGGAUCAACCACGGCGUCUUUGGCCUAAACGAGGAGGGGAUUUUCCAUCUCCCAGCGGUGACGACGACGCCAGAUCCUCAGAACCAGUUCGAGACUGUAGAGGGUAUCCAGACGGUUGGUCUGCCAGAUGAAGUUCGCCUCAAGCUUGUAUUGAUGACCGAGUAA
Baudoinia panamericana UAMH 10762 is the source of this 666-nucleotide messenger RNA. RefSeq lists its product as uncharacterized. Lineage: Eukaryota; Fungi; Ascomycota; Dothideomycetes; Mycosphaerellales; Teratosphaeriaceae. The record is from RefSeq and is a predicted model, not a curated record. Bases 1 to 666 code for a protein of 221 amino acids. The transcript has 2 exons.